This is a messenger RNA of Anthonomus grandis grandis, 1346 nucleotides long. Its product is annotated as homeobox protein homothorax-like. Gene Ontology annotation, biological process: positive regulation of transcription by RNA polymerase II; eye development; positive regulation of cell population proliferation. The transcript is spliced from 7 exons. The record is from RefSeq and is a predicted model, not a curated record. Gene Ontology annotation, molecular function: RNA polymerase II cis-regulatory region sequence-specific DNA binding; DNA-binding transcription activator activity, RNA polymerase II-specific. Lineage: Eukaryota; Metazoa; Arthropoda; Insecta; Coleoptera; Curculionidae. The coding region runs from base 1 to 702 and encodes 233 amino acids.
AUGGAUGGCGAAUCUAGAAAAGAUGAAAGUAAAACGAAAUCAGAAGAGAGAGAAGGUGAAGAAGAAUAUGAAGAAAUGGGUGAAGAAAAAGAAGAAGAUAAUCAAGAAGAGAAGGAGAAGGCCUUAACUGAAAUGUUUUUUCAACGCAGAAAAUGGUGUCCGAGAAGAGAAUGGUCAUCGCCACCCGACGCACGGGCGGCAUCGGAUGCAGCUAGAAGAGGAGUUUUAUAUUCGUCGGUCUUCCUUGGUAGUCCCGGUGACGCAAGUAACGCGAGUAUUGGCAGCGGAGAAGGCACAGGCGAGGAGGAUGACGAUACGAACGGAAAGAAAAAUCAAAAAAAGAGAGGCAUAUUUCCCAAAGUAGCCACGAAUAUCCUAAGGGCGUGGUUGUUUCAACAUUUAACGCAUCCCUACCCUUCGGAGGACCAGAAAAAACAAUUGGCACAGGAUACGGGGCUUACCAUUCUACAAGUUAAUAAUUGGUUUAUUAACGCAAGGCGGAGGAUAGUACAACCUAUGAUCGAUCAAUCAAAUCGAGCAGUCUUUUCUCCGCAUGCAGGUCCUAGUGGAGCGUAUAGUCCGGACGGCACGAUGGGUUACAUGAUGGGCGAGCAACAAAUGAUGCAUCGGCCGCCCGGAGAUCCCGCUUUCCACAACCAGUACGCGCAUUAUCCCGCCGAAUACUACGGUCACCAUCUGUGAGGUCCCCUUCAGCAGUUUGUCACAACGACGACGACAAUGGACAUAGAAAUAUGCAACUCUUAAAUGUGAUUAUAUCUGUACAAAGUGUAAAUGUAGUGCCCAGUGUUUAGAUAAAAAAAAAUAAUAAUAAAUAAUUAAAUCGAGGACUUGUACAAAAGUAUUAAAUUUUAAUCGUGCUGACUGCUGUAAAUAGGAAGUUAUUUAGUGGUGAGGUGCGAGGGUACCACGGAGAGGUCACCACCCCCUACCCUUUUGACGCUGGAGGUAUUGGUACACACCCGCAAGCAACCAAGUCAACAGUAACGUGGUAUAAUUGUAGCUUAGGUUUAUUAUAUCACACACUUUUCCCUAUCUUGUCAUUUGUUAAUUUUUUUAAUUGUUGUCCCGCUCAACCUGGAAAACGUACAACCGCUAUGUAAGUCUUUUUUUUGUUUGUUUGUUUGUAACUUGACUAUAAUAUUAUACGGAGUACAGUUGUAUAACGAUUAGUGUUAAAAUUGUAAAAAGUGUUGCUAAGAUAUGUUUGGCAACGCUUCCCUUUACACCCAUGUUGUUAAUGAUAUUCAUACUAAGUAUACGAAAAUGUAACAAUCAUUAUUGCUUUUUUUUUGGUUUAAUAAAUAUUGUCUGAAAUGUCAAAAUGA